AUGCGGUCUGCCGAGGCGAACGGAACACCCCUGGGCGCACCCAUAUUGUGUCAGGUCCGCACUGGGGGCGCAACCGGCAGCCGUUUGGUUGGCACCAUUCACAUACGACUCAACUCGUCUUUGAGGGAUGUUCGGCUGUUGCUGAAGAGUCUUGCAAGCCGAGCUCGUGGGGAUGCAGCUGGUCCGAGCGGGUUGGAGGUGCAUGGGGCGCCUGUCAACGUGACUCAGGGGGAGUGGAAGAAGGCCAUGUCUUACCCACUGCACCCCUUCGAUCUCAGUUUGGCCUUUUCGUUUGUCAAGUGUGGCGGAUGUUUGCCUAUUCAGCAGCAUCACGAGGAAAAGUUAUUGCUGGUGGACGUCUUUCCAAGACUGCCGCGCGCAUGGGGCAUGUCCACUGUGGCCGGGUGGAUGAUGGAACCGACCCCGCCGAUGGUGAAGGUUUUGGCGCGGCCAGGGGAGUACGUGCCAUAUCGCGAUGCGCUGGCAGUUGUGUUUAUCGCCCAGGGGGAGCCGGAGAACCUUAUGCCAGAAGACGUGCUGGUUGAACGCCAGAUGCUACAGCAAUGCAGCUAUGGUCGUCCAUACCAGUUGAGGGAACUUUUCACGCUGCUGAAUCAGUGGAACGGCAAUGUCAAGGAUUGCUUUGGGCGCACGGUGCUGCAUGAAUGCGUUUAUCAGGGCCACUUUGAGGCAGUGGUGUCCCUUCUUUCCUUUUCUUUUAUUCGAGUCAAUGAACAAGACAUACAGGGCAAAACACCUUUGCACAUCGCGGUCAGAGUCGGCAAUGAGUUUGUUGUGUCAAGGCUGCUGGAGGCUGGUGCUGACAUUCUUCUCGCGGACAACGGUGGUGACACCGCACUUCAUGUGGCGCUUCGUCUCCGCAAUGACCGCAUCGUGGAAUUGCUGUGCAAGCGAUUGCGCGCGACAGGCAUCGAGGCAAAGAGGCUUUACCUUUGCAAAAACGGCGUGGGCAUGUCACCCAUGGAUAUGUUUCAGCUGCAUUCUCCGACAUUUAUCCAGCUCUGCGAGGAGGGCGAUGUGGCUGCCAUCAAAUCUCUAUACGACCAUUACUUAUUUUCACGUGAUUCAAUAAAAGGGUGCGAUGAACUUCUUCACCAGUCGGCACUACAUGUGGCCGCUGCUUGUGGGCAUGUGAAUGUCCUCAGAUUUCUUUUGGAUGAGCUGAAAUUUGGGCUUUUGACGGAUAAACAGAUGCUUAACAGCCGAUCGCAGACUCCCAUGCACCUGGCGGCCGAGAGAGGCCAAAUUUCGGCGGUGAGAAUUCUUCAUGAACGGUACCCGUGGUUUAUUUCUGUGCGGGACAUCACAGGCGCCACGCCGCUUGUGGCGGCCCUAAGGAGAAGGCAACAUUCAGUGGCCGUGGUGGACUACCUCAUUUCGAUAUUGCCGCGCGGGUCUGGCGCAAUUAACGCAUGUGACAACAGUGGGAUGGGCGCACUGCAUCUGCUUUGCGAGCUUGGGAUGACGCUUGCAGCUAAUUCUCUCAUUGUUGAUCAUGGCGCAGAUGUCACGUUGUCGUGUUCAUGCGGGAUCGUGUCUUCGAGAUAUCUGAAAAAGACACGGAUAUUGCCACGGCUUUCAAAACGUGCUGGGGAGGCGUCAACAAGGCAGGUGGUGGGGGAACAACAAGGACUGACACCACUUCUCUGCACUCUCCGCGGGGGGCGUGGCCACGUGAGUACAAUUGAGAUGUUGUUGUCUCACGGUGCAGGGACCAGAGGGGACGAGGUUGUUGAGCUUCUUUUCUACCUGAUCACAAAAGGACACUAUGAGUUUGCAGACCGUGUGGUCGCGUCUGGUGUGGGGAAGUUAACAUCUUCGAAUGAUCUGCUCAGUCGUUUUUGCCAUUUGAAUCACGGCGUUGGUAUUCGAUGGUGUAUUGAACGGGGUUGCUGUAGCUUAAACUCUCCUGAGGGCGGCUAUCCGUUGCUAGUGAGUUCUGCGCUAGGGGAUGUUGAGGCUGUGAGCUUCUUCUUGUCACGUGGGGCUGAUCCAAAUGUUACUGCAGACGGAAAGACUCCUCUAUUGGCUUCCAUAAACGGUGGGCAUCACGCUGUCGUAGAGCAUCUCGUGAGAGCUGGUGCGAGGCUUGUAGCUUCUGAUGGCUCCUGGACAGCGCUGCGUGCUGCCGCAGAGAGAGGCGCCGAGUCAGUCGUUCGGGCCCUACUUGGACUCCAUGUGCUUUCACCCCUGGUGGUUUCCCAGACUUUGGUGCACGCAAUGGAGAGUGUUCGUGGAAGGAAGAGUAUUACUUGCGAGCGGGUGUGUGUGCACCUUGCGGGAUUUCUGGAUCUUGCUUCACGUGAAAUUAUGCACCCCACGGAGCUUCUUCAUUUGGCAGCGAGCCGUUCCCUUUUUGCCGUUGUGCGGGUGCUGGUGGAGAAGCUUCUCGCACUGCCAGCAUUAUUUCUCCGUGGGAUUUUGAAUGAUGCUCCACCACCACCUAACAGAAUGUUUGUUCUCAUUGAGCCGACAGUGGCGCCGUUGCGGGUAAAGGCUUCCCGUCUUGUAUCAGUGAAGGGCCGACGGGGACUUUAUACCCCACCAAAGCCUUUUAAGCGUCUAGUCAUUCAAAGACGGGAAGCAGGGGUACUGUUCCACCGUCUGCGGCUUCGUGACGUGUAUAGCUACUGUGCUGAAGCCAAUGAAGGAGAGCUCCUGGAGAAGCUCCUUUUGGAUGUGGGGCUGAAACCCUGGGCUGGACCAGAUUAUCGUGGCUGGAAUGCCGCGGAUUAUGCGGCUGAUAAGCAGCUGGCUAAUGCUCUCCGCAUGUUCCUCGUUGUUGGUUUGGCUCCAUGUCGCCGUCAUGUGGUUUGCAGCGGAACACGAAUGGGAGCACUCUGUCGUUCCAUAACGUGCGCGAAUGUGAACGUUGACGAAGCGGGUUUGUUGUCUUCCGCUCUUUGUGAUUUAGCGGCCGCGCAGGAAACGACGUUGGUUCGGCAGAUUUUGACAGAUACAUGUAGAUUUCACAAUUUGUCGGAUCUGAGUGGUGCGGGUGCGUGGCUGGAUGAAUUGAUUCUCUGCUGUGUUCGUACUCGCUGUCUGGAUGUACUGGGAAUAUUGGAGGAGGAGUUCCAGGUGCCGUUGAAGAAGCGUCUGAGUCUUUCGGUACAGCCUUUGCUUUCAGCUGUGGCGUGCCGUGAUGUGAAACUUCUCGCGUACCUCAUUCUUCACGGAACACCUGUCGAUUUAAUAGGUUCCAUUCCUGCGGUGGGCGGAAAUGAAUUGCGCUCACUUGCGCGCGAAGAGCGCGAAGUGUCUCCUUUGUGGUUAGCAGCACGACUCGGUGAUAUUACGGCCAUGGAGCUUCUUCUUUCUGUUGGGCCAUUGUCGCCGGCGCAAUGCACAGAUUCUACGGAUUUCUGCCGGGACGCGCUCAAGGCUCUCGUCGAUGGAGCCCCGCGCAGACCCUCGAAGGCGCAGGACACUUUGAUUGCCCAAGGCGUGGUAAUGCUGGCUCGGGCCGGGCACGUGUACACCUUGCCAAGCAUCAUGCGGGUUGCUGCAGGAAAGGGGCUGGUACGGACCGUGGAGAGUUUGAUAGAUUGCUAUGGACCACGUACAGUUACAGAAGAUAUUGUUUCCAGUGGUCUCUGCUCUUUGCAUUAUUUGGUUGGUAGGCCGGCACUGAGCAGGUUGCUGCGGUCCUCGUUGCUGCUUGUAGCAGACGUUGGUUCCGUUUACGUUGAAGCCAGUCAAAAUCUUCUUGCGACGAUACAAACAACCAAAUUUACAGUGAAUCCUGUGGACUAUGCUCUCAGAGCAGGCUGUUCGGAGGGCGCGCUGCUUCUUCUUGGCCUGGGGCUAUGCGGGGGUGGAGGAAGGAAAGAAAACUGCGACCCCAAGAUUUCCCGCAUUGUGCGUCUUUGUGCUGCAAGACGUGCGGCGCAAGGAGAGGGUGGUUACACAGUUCUGCAUGCGGCUAUGGAGCUGCAGUACCAUGAGAUCGCUUACAAAAUUUUGAAUGAGCGUGUACUUCUGCAGCACGUUGAUAGAUCCUCCAUGGAAGAAAAACGCACCGAUAACACGCCAUCUUUUGCUUCUCUCAUGAACUUCUAUUUGGAUAGGGCUCACCGGCAUCUGCUGUUAUCACCAGGGGUGCCAGCACCCAUGAAAAUUUCUCCAUGCGACAUGCCAUAUCUCGUUUUUUCUGAAUCUUUCGAUGAUGAAGGUUACCGGGAAAUUGUACGGCUUUCCGCUUUGGACGGCGGUCUGGAGCAAACGUUGGAUUUAUUACAUGGUGGUUUGCCCAUGGCAUUUGUGUGGCAUCUUUUCUCCCGCCACAGGCAUUCUUUUUACUUUGGUAACCGAUUUUUUGGGACCAUGGAGCUGACGCCCAUGGGCUGUGCUGUGGCGGCUGGAAAUCUUCCAUGGGUUCGUUUGUUGGCGUACACUGGUGUGUCCACCUCCAACUGUAACUCCAUCGUUGCCGGUAUAAAGCGCGGAAAAGCAUACUCGCUGGUUCAGGUGCCAAUACCACCGGUGCAUAGAAAGGUGGGGGUGCAAGCAGAGGCGAGGAGACAUGUCUGUCGUAAGGAGGAAUCAUAUCCUGUGAACUUCACGGAUGAGCGUCACCAUGUUAGUCCACUUCUUCUUUCGAUGGCAAUUAUUGUGGAGACCUCUUGGGCCGGUGAUGCCGAGGGGCUGCUGCGGCAGUCGCAGGUCAUGCGGUUUCUUCUUAGUUGCGACCAGUGUCUUCGGCGGGAGGAGUUGAACCCGCUUGCGAUUGCCCUGGCAAAGUUGAUGCUUUGGGAUCUUCUUGAAGCUCUUGUGGCGGCGGCAAGGAAGUUGAUAGAUAACCCCUCAGAAGGUCGUUUAUUCUGCACCAUCCACGAGGCGGAGGUGCCACCCAUCAUUAAGAGAGCGAUUGGAACCUCACGUCACGUAAUGCAUGUGGCAGCUCGCUGCGCCCCCAGGGAAAUCCUCAUGCUUGUUGCGAAACAUUCUCAACGUGCAGACAUUGAGGAGGCAUGUGAUGCCAAAGGAAAAACGGUACUGUUUUACGCCCUUCAUCACCCCUGCCGAUUCGCGUUUGAAGUUCUUGGAGGUUUGCGUGUUCCCACGAAUGUACAGUGCUGCAGGAGGACGGGACGCACACUUUUGAUGCUUGCGUGUCAGCGCGGCCAGUUGCCACUUGUCAUGGCACUUUUGAAGAAGGCGGAAAUGAACACCAGGGACCGUGACGGUAAUACGGCGCUUUUGCUGGCCGCCGCUGCGGGUCGGGCGGAGAUUGUGGAGCAUCUUCUUGCGAAUGGGGCCGAUCCAUCUGUUAAAAAUAGGAAGGGAAUGACGGCUGUUAUGGCGGCAGCCUUUGCUGGCCAUGAUGACAUUGCCGUUCCUUUGGCCGAAAAUUUUUCUACAUUAGAUGACUUCUUUUCCCCGCAGACAACGCUGUUGCACUGUGCGGCUGUAGGCGGCUGUCACCGAGUAGUGUCAGCCUUGGUGGAUAUGGUGGAGAAGAUAAACAUAUGGGCGGAAGAUGUGGGCGGUUUCACGGCCGUUUAUUUGGCCUACGCCUUUGGCAAUGCUUUGGUUCUUCGGACACUGUUAAGUGCCGCAUUGAAAUACGGGGUUGAGCCCGCCCCAUCCUUACAUUUGGAGCGUCAGAUAUUUAUUUGUUCUUCCACGCUGCCGCGCUACGGCUGGCUCAGACGGGUGCUGCGGGUGGGCGAGGUUGUACUCGAUGAAUCCCGUCAGCGUUUAUUGUGCCAGUCCGCCACACGACCAGGCGAGAUGACGUACGGUAACCCCACAAGUUUUAGGUGUUUUCGCACUUCUUUACUCCUUUGGUGUGUUUGUAAUAAUAAUGCUGUGGGUGUGCGUGUGUUGGGGGAAAUGAACAGUGCAGAUGACUGUGGUGCUCUUCAUGAGGCAGCCAAACGAGGACACAUGGGUGUGGUGGAGCUCCUUUUGAAACUGGAAAUGAGUGAUCCGAACGUUCUUGAUGGCACAGGGAGGUUGCCUUUUGAGGUGGCCGCGGCACAUCGUCAUGUGGCUUGCGCUUCUCUGCUGCUUGCGCGUACAAGGCUUGACAUGAAGCAUUUAAAGGCCCCGGCUGCUGGAGGCACACAAAGUGCCCUUCACCGCCUUGCUUCUUCCGGGGGAGCCGAGACCCUUUUCGUGCUGGUGGAAGCGUUUCAGGGAAUGAACAGGCCCGAUUGGUCCGUGGUUGCAUCUCAACUUCUUGAUGCUUUGGAUAUUCCCGACUCGUCCGGGAUGACGGCAUUUGAAUCUGCCGUGGCGAUGGGGGACCCUGCUGGAGUGCUUCGUGUGGCCCAGGUGAUUCGUCGACUUGCAUUGGCAUCAGGUCGAAAAAAAGCCCUGAGCGUUUCAAACUCUAUUCUCUCACACCUUCCCUGCAUGUCUCCUGCUGUGCGAGUUCUUUUAUACGACGUGUUUGGCAUUUUAGAGGUGGCCAUGUGCGUUGGGUUUGAACAGGAGAAGCGUGUGGGACGGUUGGCGUUUGCCGAUGUGCGAUUGAUUGGCGCGAACGCGUUAAGAGAGAAUGCCUUUUGCGCCUCUGAGGUGGCGGCGGCAUUCACGCUGGAGCAUGAGAUAUCCGUUGCUUCCUCUCUGCUUAAGGGACUGCCCUUCAGGAUCAGGUACAUUCCGCGCUCUCUUGAGACAAGGAGUGCGAGUCAGCAGGUUCAACUUCUUCAGUGGCUGGAGUCUUCGCUUAUUCUUUCAAACUACGAAAACUGGGGCGUGGAAAAACCCCUUGAAACGAUAGAACUGGAACUCGUGCCGCACCGCACGGAUGAGUUUUUAGAGAUAUCGAACAUGUACUUGCGGCAUUCGGUGUACAUGGAUUCCCGUCGUCUGCUUACUCCAAAUCUUCAUGCCAAACUUCGCUUUGCAUCGAGGAGUGAGGCGUUGAGGCUGCGGACUGUGACUGAAGAGCGAUGCCGUUUGUUAACACUCAAAAUGCGGCAGCUUCCGCAUCCUCUCAUGUCGAGGGGACGAGUCAUGGUGGAAUGGGGAGAUGGUAAUGAUGAGGUGACCGUCGAGACUGUCACGCGUCUAAUGGAUGAUGGUCUUGCGAGGGUGGAUGCGUUUUUCAGUGGGAAGCUGAAAGAUGCCCUCAUUGGUGUCUCCAUGGCUGAUGUUGUCUCCGUGACUGCAGCGACGGAUCGGACCAUGAAUGCGUUUUACAUCAGUUUUCGUUACACACGCGAGACCAUACGGAGGCGCCAUUACACUUCUUCGGAGGGUGGGCUCGUCAUUAUGUUUAAUGAUAACGCGAUGCAGGACGUGGACCGUGUGCUGCACUUGGCUCUUUACAGGCAAGUCGUGGCUGACGUGAACCUCGUGGGUGUUAGUUACGUCCGGGAUGCGUUCCUGGCAGAUGUCCGACGUCUUGCUGGCAUGCAGAUGGGUGACGAUGCGACUAGCUUUAAGCUGGAGGUUGAAGGUGGCACCUUGGACGAACUCCCGCUGCACCUGCUGGAGGCCAUGAUGAGUGACGCGGCCGAGGCCCUCGCGUCGUUGAUUACAGAAUCUUUGGCGAACAUGUGGAAUUUUCACUCUUCAAAAAUUGUGAGUGAUUUUUUGAAGCUGAGCCUGCACUCUGUGGUUGUUCUCUUUUCGCCGGAACGGCGCCCCGUAGCGGAGUUUUCAGAGAGAAAAUUGAUGUUGUGCCUCAACCUUCAACUCGCCCCAACGCGAUGUGAAAUUUGCGAGGGACUCCGUCGUGGAGCGCUGGCGGGCGAGAUUGAGCGAUUGAGGGGGGAGCUUCCCCGCGUCAUUGCCACCGUGGGUCAGCGUCUCCAGAUGCGCCUUCCGACAACGACGUUUGUUCUAGACUCUGCCUCCUUACUCGAAGGUGAGGAUGACGAGUACGUUGUAUCGGCGCUGAGUCUCUUGUGCUACAAUUGUGGCGCUCUUGUGCUGCAGCCCCUCAUUGACGGCGUUUCCAUGGGGUGGGACACCCGCUUGGGUUCUGUGGUGCGUCGCCAUGUGCGCCAACUCACCCUGGUGCUGGGGUUGUUUGGAGGUGGCAACUGUGUGCUGUACGACAGCGGAAACUUUGUCUAUAAUUGUCCGCUGUUUUCUCUGGAGCGAGGCGUGUACGCAACAUCCUCAUGGUAUUUGCUUUCCUCGCAGCAGAUCGCAUCGCUGCUUUUGAUGCAGCUUUCUCUUGUGGAUCCUUCUAUAUUUGGGCUCGUCAACACCUCUAAACCCCUCGCGUGUUGGUCACAGGCACACGGUGUUUGCACCCGACUUUUGAGUGCCGGAUGCCAACGUAAUGUUGUGAGAAUGACGACACGGAACAUAUUCAACCUCCGAUUGGGACACGCCGUGAGCGAGUCCAGCCUCGCCUUCAUUGGCUGCUGGCGUUCCAUCAAAGUUCAUGAGGCAACCGGAAGGGUGCACUUCACCGCCCCGACGAAAGCUGGAUAUUACGAACAACAAAUUCUGAUGGGCGGGCAGCCGAUAUUGAAAUCACCCCUGCGUAUUCGAGUGAGGCCGCUUGCGGUGCAUCUGCCCAGCACAAAAGUGCUUUCGAACUUCAACACCGUCGUUGUGGGGCGCCCUUUUGACAUUGUGCUUUUGCUCCGGGACAAGUACGGGAACAGAAUAGAGGCACCGGAGAAGAUUGUUGUUUCUCCCGUUACGGCCGGGGCCGCAAGGAUAAUGUCGUGGAGACGCUCUCGUGUGGAUAUGAUUGAGGUGAGGGUUGUGGUGGCGGAUGUGUGCGACAAGUGCGCUGUGCCCAUUCGACUGCGUGCCGCAGAUGAGGGCGAUUUCGAGUUGCUCUUCCCAGUGGAGAGCGUCAGCGAGCAAACGUAUCAUUGGGUUUGUCUGCUUCGUGGCGGCUACACGUUGGACUGGGAAAAACGAUGCCGUGCAAGCAAGACGAAAGCAACAAAAACAUUGUCGAUGGCGGGGAAGGCGUCCGAUCGCGUGAAGUAUUUUUUUAGGAGGACCGUCCGUGACGCUGAGCGACGCCGCCUUGUGCGUGACGCCAAGUUGAUCGGCGGCCUCUUGAAUCGCGUGUUUCCCCCACGGCGACCGAACGACGGCAAGAACGGCAAUAGCAAAAAAAGGGAAAAAGCAACGAGGGACGAAUAUCCGAGUAGGAAGAGGAGGGUUUGCGUGGUGAUGGGAGGCGAGUCCGAGGCGAAGGAGGAAGAAGUGAGCAAAUGA
Molecule: messenger RNA, 9171 nt
Organism: Trypanosoma cruzi
Lineage: Eukaryota; Euglenozoa; Kinetoplastea; Trypanosomatida; Trypanosomatidae
Product: ankyrin repeat protein, putative
Exons: 1
Coding region: 1-9171 (3056 amino acids)
Molecular function (GO): protein binding
Source: RefSeq, a predicted model, not a curated record